Eurytemora carolleeae is the source of this 551-nucleotide messenger RNA. Its product is annotated as telomerase protein component 1. The transcript is spliced from 6 exons. The record is from RefSeq and is a predicted model, not a curated record. Gene Ontology annotation, biological process: telomere maintenance via recombination. Gene Ontology annotation, cellular component: telomerase holoenzyme complex. Lineage: Eukaryota; Metazoa; Arthropoda; Copepoda; Calanoida; Temoridae. Bases 15 to 536 code for a protein of 173 amino acids. Gene Ontology annotation, molecular function: telomerase activity; telomerase RNA binding.
CCAAGAUUAUCGGGAUGAAAUCUAAGUUGAAGAAUGUGACGGACUUUAAGCUAAAGAUUAUGAAGAGAAGUUUAGAUACUGCUGUCAAUAUCUCAGCCAGGAUCAAUGUUCCUCCGCUCCAGGGUAGAAGUCUGGUUCUAUGCUCCUAUGGUCUGGAUGGAUUAGUAAAGAUGGGGGCAGGGCGAGGUAUAGGGAAUACUGGAGCUACUCUCCGUGAUACAGCUCUGCUCUACAGUGUUAUGGUUUCUGCUCGCGCAGAGGAGUCAAAUCUCGUUCUUUUCUCUAAAUCCUGUGUAAAGGUUAGCUUGGAGAAAACUGAUCUUUUGAAAAAUAUUGAAUUAGUUUCAAAACUGGAAGAAGUUCAGACUCUCAGUAACUUCAACGCCAGUUUGGACCCAGUGAAGCGUAUUCUUCAUGAAUAUAUUAGAGAUGAUAUUUAUGUGGACAAUAUCAUACUUUUCCACAAUAAUAUACAAGUACAGACGCACAGGAAACUAAAAAAUUAUGUUUAUGGAUACUUAAAAAUAAAAAUUUAAGUUAUUGUAAAUACA